This is a messenger RNA of Zeugodacus cucurbitae (melon fly), 4247 nucleotides long. It is a transcript of the gene Stim, whose product is annotated as stromal interaction molecule homolog. The transcript has 9 exons. Gene Ontology annotation, molecular function: protein binding; calcium ion binding; calcium channel regulator activity. The record is from RefSeq and is a predicted model, not a curated record. Bases 2 to 3031 code for a protein of 1009 amino acids. Gene Ontology annotation, biological process: activation of store-operated calcium channel activity; intracellular calcium ion homeostasis; store-operated calcium entry. Lineage: Eukaryota; Metazoa; Arthropoda; Insecta; Diptera; Tephritidae. Gene Ontology annotation, cellular component: plasma membrane; endoplasmic reticulum.
AAUGCAACGUAAAUUGUUGCUUUACGCGCUGCUCUUCUUGGCGGUGACGUCGCAAAAAUGUCAUGUUGUCGAAAGUGGCGGUCCACCCAGUGAUACUAUGGGCACAAUAGCCGCCAAUCGCUACAAUGCCGAGCACCAGCAACAGCAACAUCAACACCAACAACAACAGCAUCUGCACACAGCGGCGUCACAUCAUCAAGUCGCCACUGGCGGUGGCGGCGGCGGCGGCAGUAACAGCGUUGUGCCGGCGCCCGCAGCGCCAACUGCUGCCACACAUGCCUUAUACCAUCCAACGCCAUCGGGCAGUGGCCACAUGGAGCAUCGUAAUUCAUAUAAUCUGUUGAGUGAGGCAAUGUCGCAGGCAGUCAGCAAUGAAUUCAGUUCACUGGGCAGCGGUUCAGCGGAUGGUGCUUGCCAUGCAGACGAUUUGGAUUGUUAUAGUGGCAAUGUGCAAGAUCGUUUGGGUAUGGAGGCUAUACGUACGCUGCAUCGACAGCUCGACGAUGACGACAAUGGCAAUAUUGAUUUGAGCGAAUCGGACGACUUUUUACGCGAAGAACUCAAAUAUGACUCUGGUUAUGAGAAACGUCAGAAAGCGUUCCAUUUUAACGAUGAUAUGCACAUUUCGGUGAAGGAGCUGUGGGAGGCGUGGUUACGUUCGGAGGUGCAUAACUGGACCAUGGAACAAACUACAGACUGGUUGGCGCAAUCCGUGCAAUUACCACAAUAUGUUGAACUAUUUCGUUUGCAUAAAGUGACCGGUGCUACAUUGCCAAGAUUGGCCGUGAAUAAUAUGCAUUAUGUGGGCAAUGUGCUGGGCAUAAAGGAUCCCAUACAUAAGCAGAAAAUUGCGCUCAAGGCGAUGGAUGUUGUGCUAUUCGGACCACCGCGUGAGACUGGUACACGCUGGAAAGAUUACAUUUUAGUGACGCUACUACUUAGUGCCAUCAUAGGCUGUUGGUAUGCAUAUCAACAAAAUAAGAAUGCUAAAAGACAUUUGCGACGCAUGGCACAAGAUAUGGAGGGACUGCAGCGUGCCGAACAGAGUUUACAAGAGAUGCAAAAGGAAUUGGAACGUGCGCGCAUGGAGCAGGAGAAUGUGGCUACUGAAAAAAUGGAUUUGGAACGACGACUUAAAGAGGCUCCCACACUUUCAUCGUCCAGCUCUGAUCUGGAGGUGCAAAAGUUGAAAAAGGAAAUCGAAAUAUUGCGCACAGAACUGUCACGUGCUGAAAUCGAAUUGGUGGACAACUGCUGGACACCGCCACCACAAUUGCAAUCUUGGCUGCAAUACACCUACGAGUUGGAAAGCAAGAAUCACUUGAAGAAACGUGUCUCAGCCGAAAAGCAAUUGCAAUCAGCGCGAGAAGCAUGCGAGAAAUUGCGUAAGAAACGUUCAAGUUUAGUUGGCGCAUUCGUCUCGACGCAUGGCAAGAGUAUUGAUGAUGUCGAUCGCUCCAUUGUGGAGGCGCGCAAUUCGCUCAGUGAGGUGACGAAUGAGUUGCAAGAACGGCUACAUCGUUGGAAACAAAUCGAGAAUUGUUUGGGCUUUAAUAUUGUCAAUAAUAAUGGUUUACAAUAUCUGGAAAAUGUAUUAUACAAUCGCAAUGGCGGCAGCAGUGUUAGCUCCAAUAAAGGUUCACGAGGCCGCAUAACGAGCAGCAGCGAUGAUUUAGAUGAUGAUUCUGUGCAAGCCAACUUUUGCGAUCCCAAAGCACGGAUCUGGUACCAAUGGAAAUCUACACGUUCCUUAAUAGACAACAGCAACAACAGCACAACACGAAAUCCAACAUUAAUGGCGGCAACAGCAACAACAACGGCCUAUCCACGGGACAACAACAGUACAUCGGCAGCGGAAGUGGAAUUGUUGGAAAACUUAGCGGAACCAACAAGAAGAUGGUCAAGCAGCACAGCACAACUAGCCAACAGUCCACAUCAUCCACAUCGUCGUCCGUCCAUUCAACACCAUCCGCUCCCGGUGCACUCGGCACAGACGUACACAGCGGCAACAACGUCGGCAAGGGACAAUCUCCCGGACGUUGGUCAUCACAUGAGCGCAUCUUGCCAAUCCAUCAACAACAGUCACAGCAACAGCAACAACAGCAGCAAUACGAACCUCAAAUGCUUAUUUGGCAGUCAAUGCAGUCUGUGCAGCACAAGCAGCAGCCAACCGGCCAUGGACAACAACAGCCAGCGCAACACGCUGGAGAUAAAGAGUCGCUCAUGCAGUCCCACUACACAACACUUGCUGGAAAGCCGCCCACUAUCGGCGCAAUAUCCGCACAAUAUCAACAGCAAUUGCCCACCUCGCUUAGCCUGCAAUCGCUGUGCGGGCAGACACAACAGCAUGGGAAUGACAAUAGCAGCGUCGGCAGCGCCGUCGGAACCGCCUCCACCACCACCACCACCGCAUCUGCGGCCAUUGCUGCGCAGGCACACAGUGAUACCCAAAUGGAGGACCAACUGUUGCUCAGCGCCGACAGCGCCAGCCUCGAUGGCGGCGGUACCAUUAAGAAGCGAAAACGACGUCUGCGCUUCCCCUUCGGCGGUGGGCAUCGCAAAUCGGCCAGCAAUGCAAGUGCCAGCAGCGGCAGCACAGCCAGCGUUAGCGUCAGCUCCAACAAACAUACAUAGCUCGCAUAGCGCUGGCUGUCUGACAGCGUCCUCUUACAGCGGCGGCACUGCUGCAACCGUGGAGGAUGUGAUGACGAUGCAGAAGGCACAGGAACAACAAGAGCAACAACAGAAAGGCAACGACAUUGACGACCAACGAUUGUAUGAUGUUAUGGACAAUGAUAAUGCUUUCAAAGAAAAUCAAUAUAAACGCAAUAGUAGCCACAACAGCGCAGAUGCCGACGCAGAGGCGGAGGCAUAUUCACAGGUUACUUUGAAUUUUGCUAAGCACGCCGCGCAUGCCGCCGCGACUGCGCGUCAAUUGAACGAGCAUGACAAUAAUAAUAGUUUUAGUGAUUCCCAACGCGACUUGAGGCGCGCUCCAACGAGUGGCCUCACGACAAUAACGGCCACCUAACAGAGUGGCCAACGAAAUAAUUAUAUUUUUUAACACAAAUAUUACAGUCUUCCACAUAUAAGAGACGAGGAAGAGGACGACGACUGGAAGAAGCCAAGAGCAUGCCGAAAGGAAUGUGCGUGCGUGUACUUAAUUUUACUUAGAAAACAUAUAUGAAAAUUGAAAACAUUGCAUAUAAACACACACACACAUACACACUUAGUACAUAUUAAUCCUGAUCUCCGUAAGCAUGAAUAACUCCUAGAAAUGUGCUCCAAUGUCAUGCUAUGUCACAGCAAUACAGUGCUUCCACGCAUUGCACAUCGUUACAAAAUAUCUAAAACAGUUUAGUCUAAACUUAAUUUUUCAAAACGAUAAUAACGUAAAACGCUGCUAAGUGGAAAUAAAAUAAAUUUUUUGUAAAAAUUAAAAAACAAAUCAAAUUUUUGUUAGAACUACAAACCUAAUUAGUGCUGCAAUGUACAUGUUUUGACAUAAUUGUAGCAGCAACGUUAUAGAAAUUGUAAGAAAUUGGAAAAAAAUUUUUCAAAAAUUCAAAACCUUUUUUUUAACUUGCUUCCUGGUUCAAAAUAUUGACGUUGUAGCGCUAUUUGGUUCGUAGUGCUUUGGCAUCUAUAAAUUAACGGUCUUAUUUCGGAAGAAAAAAAUUUAAUAAAAUUAUUAAAAAGUAAUUUUUUUCUUUUAAUAAAAAUUUUUGAAAAUUUCAUUUCGAAAACAAUAAACAAAGAAAAACACGAUCAUUAAAACUUAAUUUUAAUUUAAAAAAAAAACAUUUCAAAAACAAAAUUUUCGAAAUAAGACCGUUAAUGAAGUAAGCGCUUUCCGAAGCUAAUGCAAAGACAAGACCAGUAGCCAAAUAAAAGUUGCAUAUUUUUUUAUUGCAAAUACUCUUAUGUAGAUUUUUUGAAAUGUAGUUUUUGUGCAAGCAAUAAGGAAAUUAGUUCAAUAUUUGUAAUGGAGAAGGUUUUCACAACCACACUACGCAUACUAGAUGUUAAAAUGUAACAGAAACUGCAAUUAUCCUCGAAUUCGUAAGACGAGUGUCGUUACACGCUCGUAUUUUAUAGAAAUUGUUCCAAAAGUGCCUCAGCGAAAAUACGAUAUUUACAUACAUGAUAAUUAGUAAAUAAGUUGUGAGUUCUUUAUUUUUUUGUUUUUGUAAAUAUGUAAUUCGUAAAAUUUUUAAUUUUUUUUUUUUAAUUUUGUCAAGCAAAAA